Molecule: messenger RNA, 2447 nt
Organism: Haplochromis burtoni (Burton's mouthbrooder)
Lineage: Eukaryota; Metazoa; Chordata; Actinopteri; Cichliformes; Cichlidae
Product: protein Wnt-7b-like
Exons: 3
Coding region: 480-1076 (198 amino acids)
Biological process (GO): neuron differentiation; positive regulation of JNK cascade; cell fate commitment
Cellular component (GO): extracellular region
Molecular function (GO): cytokine activity; frizzled binding
Source: RefSeq, a predicted model, not a curated record
GGUGUCGCGGGUGACCUGUGGUUUAGGAUGAGCCGCCGCGUGUGAGUGUAAGGACGUGACGGCUCCGCGUGUUUACCACACGGGUCUGCGGGAGCCGCAGCGUGUACCUGCAGGCUGUGUGAGAGCGUGUGUGAGCGGCUCGGAGGCAGAUCUUCCACAGAACACGCCCUAGUAGAAAAGGUAGACACACACACUCACGGCGAGAGAGAAACGCACACAAACACACUGAGCCUGAUCACCGAGGAGCCGAGCUGCCUUACCUGUACACAACAGCCCCAAUGCUCCCCUGCAGGCUGCCACCUCCAGCGCACUGUCACCAGAUGAGAGCAGGGCGCGUUUACUUCCACACACUCUGGACUUAUCGUAUAUUUACGCGCGGGGCUCUGAACACCUGGAGAGCCUGCGGGACUCGGCAGGAGGAGUAAAGCUGGGUGUUGUUGCAACAGCGGAGCGUUCAUCCACCGGCAGGGCUGAGUACCAUGAACAGGAAUACGCGGCGCUGGAUUUUCCAUUUUUUCCUGUGCCUCGGGAUAGUGUAUCUGAAAAUCGGGGGGCUGUCGUCGGUGGUGGCGCUGGGAGCGAGCAUCAUCUGUAACAAGAUCCCCGGCUUGGCCCCGCGUCAGAGGACUAUCUGUCAGAGUCGACCCGACGCGAUCAUAGUGAUCGGGGAAGGAGUUCAGAUGGGAAUCAAUGAGUGUCAGUUUCAGUUCAGGCACGGCCGCUGGAACUGCUCAGCCCUGGGGGAGAGGACCGUGUUCGGGAAAGAACUCAGAGUGGGCAGUAAGGAGGCUGCUUUCACCUACGCUAUCAUAGCCGCAGGGGUCGCCCAUGCAGUCACAGCGGCCUGCACCCAGGGGAGCCUGAGUGGCUGCGGUUGUGACAAGGAGAAACAGGGUUUCUACAACCAGCAGGAGGGCUGGAAGUGGGGUGGCUGUUCUGCGGACAUCCACUAUGGACUGAGUUUCUCCAAGGUGUUUGUGGAUGCGCGGGAGAUCAAGCAGAGCGCCAGGACACUCAUGAAUUUACACAACAAUGAAGUGGGACGCAAGGUAGGUUUAUACAUCGUCAUCACCUGAUGGCAAGCAUUCUGACAGAGCUUCAUGCACGGUUGUAAUAAAGCCAUGCAAACGGUAUGUCACAAUGUGCAAGACAAUGUUGGCAAAUCAGAAAUGACAUACACACCGUCUCACAUGCUGUUAACGGGGUACAGCCUGGACAUGACAGCAGUCUGCAGGCAAUCCGAUUUCAAACAGCCCACAUUUGCUCCCCUAAUACCUCAGGCCAACUGAUGUUAAGUUUAAAGUUUGUGUCACUCCCUGCAUGGAUCUCAUGGGGUUCAGCUUUUAAGCGAAGCAACCUGAGAUCAGUGUUGACUGCAGCACUGAAACCUGAUUCAGCAGCAUGGCUUGAUUGUAAUGUAACUACUAACAGUUGUAAUGUGGAUUGCUCACACUAUAACUGAUAUCAGAUCCAGCACUCUUUACAACCAACACAUGUAAUUAGGCAAACGCUUCCAUAUCCGCACCUACAGGCAGUUCAGAGUUUGUAGUUCUUUGUUAAAAAGACAAAAAUCUGAAAAUGCUAACAUGGUGUUGUAGUGUGUACAGAGAAAAUGUAACUUUGCCAAUUAAACAAGAAGAAUAGCAAGAAGAAACAACAAUGUGGGCUUUAUUAGGGAAACUGUAAAUGAGACUUUUUUGACUUUUUUCUCUGAUUAAACUGGAGAAAAAAAAAUCAGAGAAAGUAUCUGAAAGUGAUGAAACUCAAACAACAGUUAAAAUAGCACACAGAGUGGUGGAUGAGGUAAAUGUUAGAAUUUGUUAUACCCACAGCAGCGAGAGCAGCAAGUUUUAGUUGUUUGAGUAUACUUGAGUCAAAGAUAGCACCCACUCAGUUUAAUAAUGAUUGCUCAACAAGGCACAUACCUGUCUUCUUUUUGCAUGUUCUACAUUCUUCAUGUGUCUUUUCCAAUAUAAUGUCUAUGGAGAAAAUGCUGUUUUGCCCACAUUUUGAGUUCUAUUACCUUCAUUUGUGUUACCUGCAAGCGACACACAGAGGUCUCCCAAAACUGUGAAAGCAGUUUGACAUCUGCUUAAAACUGAAAUCUGUUGUUAUCUAUUGUGUUUUUAACACUGUGUCCAAAACACCAGAAUGUUCUCAUGGAAACAAGGGUUUUAAUGAUUAUUUCUUUAAUCUUUAUUGGUUUUCUGUCGUAAGCUUCAGUGAGCUCUACAAACACAUUCAUCUUAGAAAUAGAAUUAACAGUUUGGCAUUAAAAAUGGUGAACCUCAUCCCCUUAUUUACCCAUAUAGUACUUUCCUUCCAUGCAUACACAAAUUUAUCUGUCACACACAUCUGCAUCGAGGGUUAUCUCUAUCUUGGACACUUUAACAUGCAAAGUGGAGGAUAACAACACAACAUUCCAAUGAAUGGACAAACUGCCCCAC